Pelagomonas calceolata is the source of this 1572-nucleotide messenger RNA. Lineage: Eukaryota; Pelagophyceae; Pelagomonadales; Pelagomonadaceae. The record is from the annotation of a GenBank genome assembly.
UGCCGGUGUCCUAGCUCUAUUUACGGCUAGCAGCGAUCAGGAGCGGCCCGGGUAUAUUCAUCGCAGCCGCGUUUUGUGCGGACAGCCCGCGCUGCGCCAGACCUGCACCCUCAGCAGAGCACAGAGCCAUGAGCCACUUCGCCCCGCGGCACGACGCUGCAUCGCUGGGCACCGUCGGCGUCAAGAUCGACGUCGUAAAUGGGUUAUCAGUAAAAGAGGCCCACGCCAAGAUCGUCGACGAGCACGGCCGGACCCUGGCCAAGAACGACAACGUCAAGAGCGUCGGAGACACGCUUUCAUUAGAUGCGCAGCCCCUCCAGUUCGAGGCGCUCGCAUCGCUCCAGGGCCCGCUCAAACUCGAGAUCCGCGAGCCUGGUAGACUGUACGGCUCGACGGUCGCGUCGUGCACCCUACCACUAGACGCCGUGUUGUUACCCUUCGAGGCCGACGUGGAGCUGCCGCUCCAGCCGAAGGGCAGCCUCAAGGCGACGAUCUACUUUGCGGAUCGACGGCCGCUCUAUGGCUUGGACCUGCGCGCGGCGGCGGCGCGCGGUCGCAAUGACGUCCCGGCCGUCGUCGCCGCGUGCUGCGCCUGCCUCGACGCGCUGCCUCCAGCGAAGCAGCGCGGGCUCUACCGCGUACCGGGCGACAACGCGGAAGUAUCAAGGGUGAGGGACGCCCUCGACGCGUCCAGAUCUUUUGAGGAUGCCUUGCGAGUCGUUCAAAGCGCGGAGCCAAGUGUAGUUGCGUCGGCGCUCAAGCUCUACCUUAAAGAAUUAACGCCCGCGGUACUACGGUGCUCGUCGCGGGCUUAUGCCGCGUUCACGGCCUCGCAAUCCCCAUCAAAGCUGCGCGACGCCGUCAGACUAUUACCGCCCCACGCGCACUCAACAACAAAGCACCUCUUCGGACAUCUACGCCGCGUCGCCGACCAGAGCGAGGAGAACAAGAUGACGCCGGGCAAUCUGGGCGUCUGCUUCGGACCGACGCUGUGCCACGGCGACGACGAUUUGAGUAGCAUGGACGCGCACAACGCUAUUGUACAAGGUUUGGUGGAGCACUUCGACAGCGUCUUCGCUCCCGAAGUUGACGCCUUCGACGCGCACUUCGACGCCCUUGCAACGGGAGACACGCUCGACAAGGAUGGGUUUGAAGCAUUAGCCUACGCGCUCGGGUGCUUCCCCGCCGUCGACGCGGACGCGUUCGCCGACCUCCCGCGGCGUUGUGAGGAUGGCCGGGUUUCUAGGGAUGAGUGUCGCGCGUGGUGGGCGCGGCGCGGGCGCGCGACGCCGCCUCCCCUGAAUGCGGCGUCGUACACGAUGGUCGCCUUCUUCUUGAAUUAUGAUGAGAGGCGGGCGGGCGUCCUCGACGACGAGGGUUUUGCGGGGUUGUACCAGGGGCUGCUGGACGCUGGGUAUCAGUUAGCGGGGCCCGAGGCGCUGCUGGCGGAGAUGGGCGGGACUUCGUUCCGGGACUUCGUGGGGUGGUUCGAGGGGCUCUGCGCCGCGGCUGACGUCGACGAGCUGUGCGCGGCGGCGGACGUCGUCGACAUUUGAUGUGACUUAUUUUGUG